GCCCCCUAGCGGCAGGUCGGGGCGGGGCAGGCGGCGGAGAGGCCUGGCGCGCAGGGCGAGGGCGGCUGCGGCGCAGUCUGCAGCAUGGCGUACCCGGGGCAUCCUGGCGCCGGCGGCGGGUACUACCCAGGCGGGUAUGGAGGGGCUCCCGGAGGGCCUGCGUUUCCCGGACAAACUCAGGAUCCGCUGUAUGGUUACUUUGCUGCUGUAGCUGGACAGGAUGGGCAGAUAGAUGCUGAUGAAUUGCAGAGAUGUUUGACACAGUCUGGCAUUGCUGGAGGAUACAAACCUUUUAACCUGGAGACUUGCCGGCUUAUGGUUUCAAUGCUGGAUAGAGAUAUGUCUGGCACAAUGGGUUUCAAUGAAUUUAAAGAACUCUGGGCUGUACUGAAUGGCUGGAGACAACACUUUAUCAGUUUUGACACUGACAGGAAUGGAACAGUAGAUCCACAAGAAUUGCAGAAGGCCCUGACAACAAUGGGAUUUAGGUUGAGUCCCCAGGCUGUGAAUUCAAUUGCAAAACGAUACAGCACCAAUGGAAAGAUCACCUUCGACGACUACAUCGCCUGCUGCGUCAAACUGAGGGCUCUUACAGACAGCUUUCGAAGACGGGAUACUGCUCAGCAAGGUGUUGUGAAUUUCCCAUAUGAUGAUUUCAUUCAAUGUGUCAUGAGUGUUUAAAUCAAGAGGAAGCUGCAUGAAUGUAAUCAACAUUCCAACUGGAGCUCUCCUUUGCUUGUCCUCUUUGCCUUCCGUAAUAUGUAUAAACUUACAUCACGACUUUCUCUCAACAGCUGUUGUAAAGUUUAUUACUUUAUGUACAACUGAAGUUUUGUUUUAGUUUUGAUAAUAAAUUCUUUGGAACUUUAAUAAGAUCUAGUCUGUUACACCAUUUAGAACUUUCCUGAGCCAUUAUCAGUCAUGCCUUAUUUUCUUGCUAAAACUCUAUGUAAAUUUAAGUAUGCAAAAUGUUUAAGUCACAUUAUUUAUUUUUCAUUGUGAGACACUAAAAACUGUUCAUCAGACUACAGCUGUUAUCUUUCCUCUCCUACAAAGAAUACUCCACACAUAAAAACUUAGGUAAAUGACAUAGACACACUUGGGUGAAAUAAAACAACAAAAAAGGUAAUCCAGUAAUCCAUGUCAGGAUUCACCUUAGUAGAAGUUUAGCACAGGCCCUUCAAAACCUGUUGAAUAAUUUGAUUGGCAAAUACUAUCUGUCACCAAGUCCCUUUUUGUCAUCUAUUUAAACCUUUGUUAACUCUCCUUAAAAAUCUUGUACAUUAUAAGCUUAACUAUAUAAAAAGAAAAUUGAUAGAAAAAGACUAAGGGAAUAUAUGAAAAUAUUAACAAUGUUUAUUUUGGAUUAAUGGAAUUCUAGAUGACUUUAAUUUUCUUUAUAUAUUUCAGUAUUUUUCAGAUUUUCUAUAUGCUUUCCUUUUAAAAUCAGAUUUUAGUUUUUAAAAUACUGAUACAUCCAUUUUGAUAUACCAUGUAUUCACACUUUAAAAAAUAUACAUAGCAGAGUAUUGGAAAGUAUGUACCAAAACAUUGAUCUGGCUACCACUGGGAGUCAGGAUUAUGAGUUCAUCUUCUUCCUUCUUACUGCUUUUCCAAACAUUCUCCAGUAAGCAGGUACUACAUUUCUAAUGGAAGGAAUUUUUUAAAAAAUUUUAAGCUGUACACUUUCAAGUAAGAUCUGAAUUCUAAUGCUGGCUUGUGCCUCUUCCUAUGUGGUUUGGUCAUUAUAGAUAAUGCCAAGUUUCAGUUUCCCCAUCUUUGAAAAGGAGAUAAUAUGUUAUCUCUUGGGAGUAGUUCUGAAUAUGAAGUGUGUUGAUACAAGAAGCACUGACAAUGUUUCUGUUUCUUAAAUUUAAAACUGGCCUGGUUUGCCUUUUUUAUCAAGAGAGCUUAACAGAUAAAAAAUGAAAUUAGUCUAUUUUCUACUUGCCAGCAGAGUAUCUGUCUUAUUUUAGGAUGCAGUGUGAAACUUACCAUUCAACUGAACAACUAGUUGUCAACUAAUGAAAAUAAAACAUUUUCUCUAAGCA
Messenger RNA from Gorilla gorilla gorilla (western lowland gorilla), 2051 nucleotides. RefSeq names its product sorcin (gene SRI). Bases 85 to 681 code for a protein of 198 amino acids. Gene Ontology annotation, molecular function: calcium ion binding. The transcript is spliced from 8 exons. The record is from RefSeq and is a predicted model, not a curated record. Lineage: Eukaryota; Metazoa; Chordata; Mammalia; Primates; Hominidae.